Molecule: messenger RNA, 7216 nt
Organism: Rhineura floridana
Lineage: Eukaryota; Metazoa; Chordata; Lepidosauria; Squamata; Rhineuridae
Gene: ADAMTS14
Product: ADAM metallopeptidase with thrombospondin type 1 motif 14
Exons: 25
Coding region: 643-4284 (1213 amino acids)
Biological process (GO): proteolysis; extracellular matrix organization
Cellular component (GO): extracellular matrix
Molecular function (GO): metalloendopeptidase activity
Source: RefSeq, a predicted model, not a curated record
AAAUGGAUUAUCCUCCCCUCUGUGCGAUGCUGUCUUGCUUGGUUCCUCUCAGCUGCUGGCUCGCCACGGGCAAGGGAGCGAGAGCCCAAGAUUGAUCGACUGGCUCGUGUGAGAUCGAAAUGCUGGCUUGUUAUCGCACGGAAGCGCAAUUAGGUUUUUUGCCGGUUAUCUGUCGUCCGUCGGAUGAAGUACCAAACUGUUGUACUAAAAGCCGCUCAAGACAGAGGCUUCAUAAUAUCAGGCAGUGAGAGUACGCUGCCCCCCUACUAUGCCUUGAUCUGGGACAAAAAAAUCAAAGCAAAAAUCAUCCUUUGAUGUUGGUGCUUAGACAUUCAAGAUCUCUAUCAGCCAAUGGAUAAAAAGGUGUCCUCCAAAGUUAGGUCCAUGGAUUUCAGCUUGGACUGAUGACAUUUGAUGGAUAGUCAAGGCACGCUUGAAAGUAUGUGGACAAUACUUCCUGGAGCUUGUGUCUGUGGCGGGUGCUGGUGUUGCUGUAGAUUUUUCAAUGGCCUGGAGACUGGGCUUCAGUGUCCUACAUAGUUCCUUGAUCUUCCCCAUGAGCUGCUCCUGUCUGGAAAGCUAAGUGAAUAUGGUGUGAUUGUGCCCUUCAGUGCAGAUUGCCAGGGACAGUUCCUCUCGCACAUGGUGUCUGGCUCAGUGGCAGCAAGGAGGGGCGAAGACAUCCAUCCUUCAGCUUCUCCACCCCACUCAGGUCGACGCAGGGUAGUCCGCAGCAUGACCUUUCUGAACCAAGGCAUGCCUGGGAAUCACUUGUACUACUUCAAUGUUACUGUUUUUGGAAAGGAACUGCAUCUUCGCCUGAAGCCCAAUCGGCGACUGGUGUCCCCUGGUGCGAUGACUGAGUGGCAAGAGGACUUCCAAGAAGUGUUUCGGGAACCACUGUGGCAUGAAUGUGCCUUCACAGGAGGAGUCUCUGGCAUGCCAGGUGCCACAGUGGCCAUCAGCAAUUGUGAUGGACUGGCAGGUCUGAUUCGUACAGACAGUGGUGAGUUUUUUAUUGAGCCCCUGGAAAGAGGACAGUGGGAGAAAGAAAAGAAUGGGAGAGCUCAUGUGGUCUACCGUAGGUCUACCAUCAAACAAGGGAGAACAGAAGCAUUCAAGGACCAUAUUAAUGAAGUUCCAGGCUUUAGCCUGGGUCAGCUUCCAAACACUCUGAACCUGAUUGAAGACCAGAUUGGUGAAGCAGAUAGGAAGCGGCGGCACGCCAAGAAAGAUGACUACAACAUAGAAGUUCUGCUGGCAGUUGAUGACUCAGUUGUGCGAUUCCAUGGGAAGGAACAUGUCCAGAAUUAUGUCCUCACCCUCAUGAACAUAGUGGAUGAAAUUUACCAUGAUGAAUCACUGGGGGUUCACAUCAACAUUGUCCUGGUUAGAAUGAUCAUGGUGGGAUACAGACAGUCAAUCAAUUUAAUAGAGCGAGGGAACCCAUCUCGGAGUUUGGAGCAGGUCUGCCGCUGGGCUCAUUCUCAACAGCGCUCGGAUCCUGAACAUGCUGAAUACCAUGAUCAUGCUGUGUUCCUCACCAGGCAAGAUUUUGGUCCUGCAGGUAUGCAAGGGUAUGCUCCUGUCACAGGCAUGUGCCACCCUCUGCGCAGUUGCACCCUCAACCAUGAAGAUGGAUUCUCCUCUGCAUUUGUGGUUGCUCAUGAGACUGGACACGUGUUAGGUAUGGAACAUGAUGGCCAAGGUAACCGAUGUGCUGAUGAAACCAGCAUGGGAAGCAUUAUGGCACCACUGGUACAGGCUGCAUUCCACCGUUACCACUGGUCCCGAUGUAGCAAGCAAGAGCUGAAUCGUUACAUACAUUCCUAUGACUGCCUCUUGGACGACCCUUUUGAGCACAACUGGCCUAAGCUGCCAGAACUGCCAGGAAUCAAUUACUCCAUGGAUGAGCAAUGCCGCUUUGACUUUGGUGUUGGCUACAAAACAUGCACAGCCUUCAGAACUUUUGACCCUUGCAAGCAGCUGUGGUGCAGCCAUCCAGAUAACCCUUAUUUCUGUAAAACGAAGAAAGGACCUCCUUUGGAUGGAACUGAGUGUGCAUCAGGCAAGUGGUGUUUCAAGGGUCACUGCAUCUGGAAGACUUCAGAACAACCUUACAGCCAGGAUAGCAGCUGGAGUUCCUGGUCCAAAUUUGGUUCCUGCUCCAGGACUUGUGGGGGUGGGGUACGCUCCCGCAGCAGGAACUGCAACAACCCACCCCCAGCCUAUGGAGGGCGCCAUUGCCCAGGUGCCACAUACGAGUACCAAGUCUGCAAUACAGAAGAGUGCCGUGGUCCCUAUGAGGAUUUUCGUUCCCAGCAAUGCUCCAAGAGGAACUCUUACUACACUCACCAAAACUCUAAGCACACUUGGCUUCCCUAUGAACAUCACGAUGAUGCCCAGAAGUGUGAGCUCAUAUGCCAGUCUGAGGAAACUGGAGAUGUGGUAUUCAUGAAUCAGGUUGUUCAUGAUGGCACCAGGUGCAGCUAUAGAGACCCAUACAGUGUCUGUAUGAGGGGGGAGUGUGUGCACGUUGGGUGUGACAAAGAAAUUGGUUCUCUGAAGCAGGAUGACAAGUGUGGUGUUUGCGGGGGUGAUAAUUCCCACUGCCGAACAGUGAAGGGGUCUUUGGUCAAAUCCCCACAGCAGUCAGUAGAUGCUUUGAAAAUGUUUGAGAUUCCAGCUGGCGCCAGGCACAUUCAGAUUGAAGAGAUGGAGCCUGCAUCCCAUGCAAUUGCUGUUAAGAACCAAGCGUCUGGCAACUUCAUUCUUAAUCCCAAGGGCAAAGGUGUCAAGAGCAACACCUUCCUGGAGAUGGGCUUGGAAUGGGAGUAUACCACUGAGAAUGGCAAGGAAAGCUUGAAAACCAGUGGGCCCCUACAUGAAGCCAUCACUGUUCUGAUUGUUUCACAAGAAGAUGAUUCUAAGAGUAGCUUGAUGUAUAAGUACAUCAUCCAUGAAGAUCUCCUUCCUGUCAUUGGAAACAACAAUGUCCUCCUUGAAGAAAUGGACACCUAUGAGUGGGCUCUUAAGAGCUGGUCUCAGUGCUCAAAAGCUUGUGGAGGAGGGAUACAGUACACCAAGUAUGGCUGCCGGAGGAAGAGUGAUAAUCGAAUGGUGCAUCGGAACUUCUGCGAUAAUGGAAAGAAACCAAAGCCAAUCCGCAGGAGAUGCAACAUGCAGGAGUGCUCUCAACCAGCCUGGGGGGCAGAGGAGUGGGGUGCCUGUAGCAAGUCCUGUGGCAAGCUGGGAGUCCAAAUCAGAGUGGUGCAGUGCAUCCAGCACCUACACAACGGCACAAACAGGACAGUGCACACGAAAUAUUGCACAGGAGACAAGCCAGACACUCGUCGUUCCUGCAGUCGCAUCCCAUGUCCUGCCCAGUGGAGGACUGGUGCUUGGUCACAGUGCUCUGUCAGCUGCGGAGAAGGCAUCCAGCAGCGCCAGGUGGUCUGCAAGUCCAAUGACAACAAUAUUGGUCAGUGUGAAAAUGAGAAGCCAGAGACCAUCCAAGUUUGCAAAAUGGCAGCAUGCCCAGGAAAGCUGUUAAGCAUCACAGCAAAUGCAGACACCAGUGAUCAUGUGACUCCUAAGGUCCAAUGGGUGCCUCAGGAGAGUGCCAAAAAUCCUGUUAGCAAGAUAUCAAAGGAGCUGUGCCUUGGAGACAAAUCCAUAUUCUGCCAGAUGGAAGUCCUGGCUCGCUAUUGCUCCAUUCCUGGCUACAACAAGCUCUGCUGUGAAUCCUGUAGCAAAAAGGUCACCACUAGUCAGCCUCCCACCAUUGACCAUGGAGCUUCUGAGACUGGAACCCGUGGAGGUGCUGUUCUUCCCAGCCCUUUCCCACAACUGCCACUCCAUCCCACUGUCAUGAGCCAACUGCAAAGGAUUAAGGGUACAGCUCCAAAAGAGACAGAGACAGCCCAUGGCUUCCUAGCCACCCUCACUGGCUCAGCUGCCUUUGGCACCUGCCAGGUUAAUGCUGCUUCACAGUCUCAGGACAGUCCUGACAAUGGCGCUUCAAAAGUGGACACGUCAAGGCUGCUAUCUCCUCAUCCUCCUGCUCCCCUGGAGGCUCCAGUAGGGUGGAGUCCUGUAGAGCUCCGGAGCAGCUCAGAGUUCCAGUGGUUCCCGGUUACCUUGGACAAACCUUUAGCUGUUUCACAAAAAGGAAGCGAGUCUCCUCUUCUUCUUUCUCAAGACAUAGCGGGACAGAGGAAGGACAGCAUGGAGCUCAAACAGUCAGCUACCAGUCUCAGGACCUCCUCCCCUGUUGUGACAUGAGUAUAUGUGUGUGUGGGUUUCUUUUUCUGGAACCUUUAUUGUUAUCUAUCUCAACACAGUUUACAUGGGGCAAAGCCGGCACAUGUUUCUGAGCCCCUUUCCAAAAUGGAAGGAGUGCCAGUUUCGGACACAACCCCUUUCAUUUAGCAACGAUGAUGAUUUAGUUGUUGUUCUGUGGCACUUUUUUUAAAAAAAAACAGUGAAGGAAACAAACUGAAACUGUUGCAGCAGCAGCCAUUUUGUUGCCAACAAACUGCCAAGAGCACAGUGGUUGUGUAGCCCAGGAUAGGUUACCUCAGAGUGUGGCUUGAAUCGGCAGGGCUUUUUCUUCAAGGGUGCUAACUAGAGAUCUUUCAAACAAUACAGCAAGACAAAGCAAAGCCAGCUCAAGGACCUUCUUUUACCCUUCUCCUUACUUUCCUCUCAUUGCUGCUGCUAAUCCAGCCAUCUGGAGCAUGCUGGAUCCUUGAAACGGUGCUGCAGGUGACAUAGUUCUGGUAUGAGUUAUGAUGCAACUUGCUUACAGAAGACCAUGUGGACUGAAGUUUAUUAUGUAAGGAGGGAUAAGGAAACCUAGGGUGCUUCCAGAGGGGGGUUAAUACUGCAAAUGGGUCAUACAAAUACUACAAACGGGUUACUGGCAACAUUGGAUUUCCCCCAGAAAGAGUAAGUCCAGAUUAAAAGGGUGGGGGGAGAAAUACAGCUGGUUUUUUUUUUAUGACGACGCCAUGCGGAUGCUGCAAAAACCCUUGCAUGGAUGAGGAGCACCAGCCCUACAAUAAAUACCCAUCUGGAAGCACCCCUAGUUUAGAAUGCAGGAAAGUGUGUGUGGUUUGGCCUAAUGGUCUUCUGAGUCAGCAAGCCGCCCUCUGUGCAUUGCUGAGCUGGGGUGCUGACACUCUUGGGAAGGGGAUGUUGAACCCCAAAGCUCACUUUGAGUGUCUCUUGAAUGGUGUAUGAGCAGUGAACAUCUUUUCUUUUAAAACCGGUGUUCCCAGUUUGUGGCAUUAUAAGGCCUUUCGUAUAGCAUGGCAGUGACACUUGUGAGACACCAGCGGGGAGAAUAUCAGAAGAUGGGGAUUGACUUGCUAGAUUGGGCCAACUGCCCAUCUAUUCCACUUUGCCUAGAAGUUCACAAGGAGGUGAGUGAUUGUUUCUGGCCAUUCUUUGUUCCUAGCAUUUGGUAGCCGGCAGUAUGCUGCCCUUGACAAUAGUGGAGUUUUGGACCAAACCAGGGAACCAAGUACCCAAACAUGUUACCAAAUGCUUUGUGUUUUGAAAUAAUAUUAUUGCUGCAAGCAUCUUGCAGAGAGGAUAACCUUCCUGUUUUUGUUUUUUAAGUCACUUGGACACCUUUUGUCCUUCACAAUGCAGUUCAUUUCAUUUUUGAGUUUGAAGACAUUCCUUUGCAUUGGCAAGGUGCUCUUUUGGACUCUGCUUGAGAUGGGAGGUGAUAUUGGUGACCCUGAUUUAAAUAAAAUAUGCCCACCACAGAAAUUCUGAAUAAGUUAUGUAAUAGGUGCAUUUUUUAAAAGAGUGACAUUUAACCAGGAACUAUAUGAACUGCGAAAGGCUGCUCUAAAAUGUUCGAUACAAGCUGCAUUUUGCUGAGUCAUGGGUGCUAAGUAAGAGCCAGGUGCUGUAAGAGCCAAGAACUGGUUACAUGAAACAUUUAAUAGUCUUUGUCUUUUGGGAAAGAAGUACCAGGCUGGUUAAUAUGAAAAUGGACACCCCAUCCCACCCCCACCGAUGCACUUAAGGCUCUCUUUUCAGGGGUUGUGGUUUGUUGGUAAUUUUUUUUUUUUGCAGUCCCCUUUUAUUUUUCCUUUAAUCAUGUUUACACCAUAUGAAACCUGAAAGGCAUUAUUUGUCCUUUCUAGAACUUUGUAAAUGCCACAAGCGUAGUCUCAGGGAUCAGGACAGCUUUGUGUAGUGCCCACUGUGAAUCUCAUUGAUCUUCACUUCGCAACUCACUCCUGCUGUUUUUUGUUUGAGGGAUGCUUCCUAUGUUACUCUGAAAAGAUAAAAGUCCUAACAUUUUAAGAUCCGGGGGGGGGGGGAGACCAUCAGAUCAUCGCAACGGUAACAUAGAAAAGGAGAGGAGUUUUAGGACAGAAAAAUACAGGACAAAUCUCUGGAAAGUCAGUGGCCAUAUGUCUGCAUUCAGAAAAAAAGAUAUUUGUAUAUUUUAAACAUCAUCUUCAUUGACUGUUUAUAAAACACAACUUAUACUUUCCACGCUGCAUGUUUUCACAGGGUUGUGCAAAAAUGGCUGUUGUGAGAAAUUGGUACUGAUAGUACAAAAUGGAGGAGAAAGAGAUGGAGAAAAGGGUGAACCAAUAAUUCUGCUUGAUUUAAGUGGUAUGGCAGGUCAUGCAGUUGCUGAGUACAGAAGCAUUAAAUGUAUCCUUGAGACCAGCAGCCAAAGUUUUGGGUUGGUUACAUUUCAACUCCAUAUGUGGACUUGAGUUUUCCUUAUAUCCCAGCCCUUCACCUCAACUUGUGCAGCUCAACUUUCUCCCAUCUUACUUUCCCCUCUGACUUUUCCUUUGAUCACCUCCUCACCCUCUUACUCCUCUGGAUCAUUCCGUCUUCCAAGCCGCCUUUCUUAAGCUUGCUGGCUGCCUCUGACACGCUGUCACUUUAGGUCCUUGCCUUCUUCUUCCCUAAGCCCUUCCUGCUCUUCCUCGCUUAGUGAUCUGAACAACUUAACAAAUCGCAGCCAUAAACACUUAGGGUGAAAACAGUUCAGCCAAAGGGAGGCCAAACUCAUUGCACCUAUCCCAUCCUGCUUUAAAAUCAUGGUUGUUCCCCUAAGAGCCUUCAUCACUACCAUCACAUCCCUUUGUUUAUUGAGAUAUAGACAAGGAGUAGCUAACCUUUUUUGGCUCAAGAGCCACACCUCCAAGGGCUACUUCCAGCAUGUCUUUAU